AUGUCUUCUGCACAACCCAAUAAUCAAAAUGAUGAUGAUUUCAUUGUGGUUUGGAUUGAUGAAAGUGACGUUGAUACAAAUCAUUGGGCCAGCACUCGAUUCGGUCAUGCUACUCAUACUAUUCGAACAUUUGACGAUGUCGAAGAAUGUAUUGCUUACAUCCAAACAACCAAGAACGAGAGUAUUUUUCUCAUUAUAUCCGAAUUAUUUAUUCAACAGUGUAUCUUUCAAUUUCAUGAGUUACCCCAACUUCAUUCGAUCUAUAUCUUAUCGUCACAUGAAUUAACAUCAGACGAUGACUACCCAGCAGUGCACAAGAAAGUGAGAGGUAACUAUUCGGAUAUUCUCUCACUUUUUGAACAUCUAACACAAGAUAUUCGAGUAGCAGAAGCUACUACUUCACCAAUCAGCGUUCUUAACCCAACUUUAAUAUCAUUCAAAGAUCUAAAUACACUUGAUUGUUCUUUCAUCUUUUCACAUUUAUUCAAAAAUAUCAUGCUCGAAUUUAAUGAUAAUGUUCAAUUACAACAACAUUUUAUUGAGUUUUGCCGAGAAAAAUAUGCUAAAAAUAAAGGAGAAUUGAAGAUUAUCAAUGAAUUUGAUGAACAUUAUCAAAAUCAUUCGCCAAUAUGGUGGUAUACAAGAGAAUGUUUUCUAUCCAAGAUGCUUGACAAAGCUAUGCGAAUGCAAGACAUCGAUAUUUUAUUCAAAAUGAAGUUUUUCCUUCGAGAUUUACAUCAACAAAUCGAGCAACUGCAUUCCACCAUGCCGACCAAUAUCUUUCAUGUUUUGUACCGAGGACAAGGAUUAUUUAACGAACAAUUCGAAAUAUUAAAAACAAACAUUCAUGGCACAUUGUCUUUUAAUAAUUUCUUCUUGGCCAAUAGCAGUCAUGACAUUUCACUUCGCUUUGCUCAACACUCACUCGAUAGAGACAAUAUUGUUGCUGUUAUUUUUGAAAUUCAUAUAGAUCCAUCUAUUCGAUCGACACCAUUUAUAUCUCUAGAUGGAAUUGGCUAUUUUCCUACUGAAACCGAUAUUCUCUUUUCUUUACAUUCAAUAUUUCGGAUACAAGAUGUCGAAUACAUGAAUAAUCGUAUAUGGAACAUUCGACUAGCAUUGAUCAGUGAUAAUGAUCCUCAUUUACGUUCGCUAACUCACUUCAUACAAACCGAAAUUCAAGGCUUCAAUUCUAUGCAUUGUUUGGGAUCAUUUAUGUUAAAUAUGCAUGAAUACAGCAAAGCCGAAUAUAUUUUCGAACGUGCCCAUAGUGAAUCUUCACACAAAUGUAAAAGUGAACUUGCUUUUAUUGAAGAUAACCUUGGACGCAUCUGUUACGAAAAGAACGAUUGGAAAGGUUCACUGGAACAUUAUCAAAAGUCACUCUGCAUCAAAUUGACUCCUCCGACUGACAGUGAUCCCCAGUUGGCAUUGACUUAUGUCAAUCUUGCGUCUCUAUUCAAAAAAAUGGAUAUAUUUGAUUCAGCGAUGGAACAAUAUCGAUGUGCACUGAACAUACAAUUGAAAUCUUCUACACCCAAUCAAGAACAAAUGGCUUUGUGCUAUAUGAGCAUUGGUGAUCUACUAUGUCAACGUAGCAAUUUCGAAGAAGCACGUCAAAAUCUAAAGAAUGCUUUGAAGAUUCAACUCCGCGUUCUUCCAGCUGUCCAUCCUGAUUUGACUAAAACGCGCAAACAUUUAUUUGAUGUUUGUUGUUCUAUGGGCGAUUAUCAUAAAGCACUCGAACAAGCGAAAGCAUUAUUGCGCAUUGCUCAAAAAUCUUAUCCAACAAAUCAUUUUCAACUUGCCAUUGCUCACAAUAAUAUUUCUGUUUGUUUAGAUAAACUCGGACAAUAUCAAGAAGCACUCGAAGAAGUCGAAAAGGCGGUAAAAAUUGGUCAACAUACUUACCCUUUGGGUCAUCCUAAAAUGAGCGAACUUGAGACUUUGCUAGAGCUGGUUCGUUGGAAGAAUGCUCAACUUUUUGAUAAUCAUUAA
Messenger RNA from Rotaria socialis, 1998 nucleotides. NCBI's taxonomy places the organism in Eukaryota, Metazoa, Rotifera, Eurotatoria, Philodinida, Philodinidae. The record is from the annotation of a GenBank genome assembly.